AUGAGUGAAGCCAAUAUGGUAGUCGCGGCUGGACGCCGAGUCGACCUGGACAAAGCUACCGGCAAGUUAGAUGCAUCAGGAGGUGGCUCUGAUAACUUGCCAGGGUACGAACCAUCCUUCCUUUUAGCGCUGCAGCCGGCCUUGGAAGAUCUGGCAAAGCACGGUAUCAAGCUGGCGGUUAAUGCGGGUAAUGCGGACACCCAGGGGCUCUACGAGGUGGUAACUGAUAUGAUUCGUGCCAAAGGGCUGGAUCUAAAGGUGGCUUGGGUGUCCGGUGACGAAGUCCUAUCCACAAUAAAAAGAGCACUGGCAUCCGGAAAGUCGUCCUUCAAGAAUAUCUACACCAACGAAGUGCUGUCAGACUGGUCAUUCGAGCCCAUCUUUGCGCAAUGCUACCUUGGAGGUUUGGGAAUCGCAGCUGCCCUUGCUGAAGGAGCCGACAUCGUGCUCUGUGGCCGAGUGUCUGAUGCAUCUCCGGUUAUUGGAGCGGCUUAUUGGUGGCACAAAUGGCAGAGACACGACCUUGAUCAGCUCGCAAAUGCCUUCGUUGCCGGCCAUCUCAUUGAAUGCAGCAACUAUGUUUGUGGGGGCAAUUUCACGGGUUUCAAGGAUCUAGAGCACAUUGGCAAGGACGGCUGGUCGAACAUUGGCUAUCCUAUUGCCGAGAUAUCAGCAGAAGGAAAGGUUGUCAUUACUAUGCAGUCAUAUGCCACCGGAGGCGCUGUUACGGUGGACACCUGCACAUCUCAGCUCUUAUACGAGAUUCAGGGCCCAUGGUAUUUCAAUUCCGACGUUACAGCUAUCCUAACAGAUAUCCGCUUCGAACAAAUCGGCACCAACCGCGUGACCCUCCACGGCGUCCGCUCCGCUCCACCUCCUCCAACCACCAAAGUCGGCAUCACUGCUCGCGGAGGCUUCCAAGCAGAGGCAUCCUGGUUCCUCGUUGGUCUUGACAUCGACGCCAAAGCCCGCAUGCUAGAAGCCCAAAUUAGACGCCUCUUGCUACCCUACAGCUCCAAUUACACAUCCCUUAAAUUCUCCACCCUCGGCACCUCUCCUGACAACCCAGAAAACCAAGACAGCGCCACCGUCACCUUCCGGGUCAUAGCACAAGCACGCAAUGCCGAGGACAUAGCCCCCAAUGCCUUCCUCCGGCACAUCACCGACAACAUCAUGCAGGGCUACCCAGGCGCAACCUUCCACCUAGAUCUCCGGCAGGGCUUCCCAAAACCCAUCUUUGAGUACUACGUCACACUCCUCCCUCAAGAGGACAUUGAGCACCGCGUCCACCUUCCCUUCAAAGAAGACAAGGUCCUCACCAUCCCGCCUCCGCCUGAAACAAGAGCCUACCCGGACCGCCAACCAUGCGAAUCCAUAACCCCAACAGCCAGAUCCAUCCCGCCCCUUUCUUUGCAUUUGGCCCCACCAUCCGCGGCCCACUCGGCUGCCUUGUCCACGCCCGCUCAGGCGACAAAGGGCCCGAUGCAAAUUGCGGUUUCUGGGUGCGGCACAGCGACGAAUACACGUGGCUCUGCCGGCUGCUCUCCCUCGAAAACAUCGUCGAUCUCCUCGGCGACGAGUUCGCAAAACCGGACCCCAGCCGAAAUUUGUCCAUUGAGCGCUUUCAGCUGGAAAAUCUCCGCGCAGUGCACUUUCUCUUCCGCAAUCUAUUGGAUCGCGGGGUCUCGAGUACGACAACGGUGGACUUUUUGGGGAAGAACGUUGCGGAGUAUCUUAGGGCUAGGUGGGUGGAUCUUCCUGUGA
Molecule: messenger RNA, 1764 nt
Organism: Aspergillus nidulans FGSC A4
Lineage: Eukaryota; Fungi; Ascomycota; Eurotiomycetes; Eurotiales; Aspergillaceae
Product: acyclic terpene utilization AtuA family protein
Exons: 3
Coding region: 1-1764 (587 amino acids)
Source: RefSeq, a predicted model, not a curated record